Nicotiana tabacum (common tobacco) is the source of this 900-nucleotide messenger RNA. The record is from RefSeq and is a predicted model, not a curated record. Lineage: Eukaryota; Viridiplantae; Streptophyta; Magnoliopsida; Solanales; Solanaceae.
AUGUGGAAUUUCACAGCUACACCAGAUUUGUAUCUUCAUGAGGAAGGUUAUUAUGUGGUUCGAUUUCACGAUGUUAAAGAUAUAAAUGAGAUUCUAUUCUCUGGCCCCUACAUUAUUCGAAAUCGCCCAAUUAUUCUGAAACCAUGGACUCCUGCUUUUGAUUUUAGCCAGGAGUUUAUGACUGAGAUACCACUGUGGGUUAAGUUCCUAAAAUUACCUAUGAGUUGCUGGGAAUGUGGUUCCUUGGGAAGAAUUGCUAGUGCAUUAGGGAAACCUUUAUUUGCUAAUGAGUGUACAACUAAGCAAACAAGGAUAUCAUAUGCUAGAAUGCUAAUUGAAGUGAAUGUGUCUAAACCACUGCCUGAAAAAAUUACAGUUAUGGAUCCAAAUGGACAAAUAUUUCAGCAGGAGGUGGAAUUUGAAUGGAAGCCCCAAUUAUGUCCUCAAUGCUUAACUAUAGGACAUAUAUUCUCUAAGAAGAAACCUGAACAACACUUGAUGAAGAGGCAAAUACAGAACAAGAGGAGAGGAGAACAAAAGAAGGUGGUUCAGGAAUGGAAGCCUAAAGAGGUACCAUCAACUAGCCAAACUAUUGACAAACAACAGCUGGAUCAUCUUGAAGUAGUUCAGCCUAGAGUAACUAUUAAUGAAGGCAAACUUCAACAACAAGAAGCUGACUCACAAAUUCAAGUAGUAACUCCAUAUGGAACAGUGCGGAAUGCCUCUAAAGGCAAGGAGAAAGUGCCAAGUUCGGAAUUGAACUUGAUCAACUUUCCACAGUCGAGUACUGCUAUGGCUAGCAAAUCUAAGACUGGGAAGAUUUUGUAUAUGCAAAGAGAGGAUCAGAGAACCAGACAAGCAAAACCUCCUGAUUUAAGAGGUAAUACAACUUCUCAAUGA